ACCUUUCUCACAACCAAACCCCUCUCCCCCCUACUUGGUUUUGUUUCUUUGUGCUAUUUUGGUGGUCUCAUUGUGGUCAAUUUGAGAGAGGGGUUUGUUUGUAUCAACCUAAAAGAAAGUCAUUCAUGGCUAAGUUUGCACCUAUCUUCAUCUUUGCUCUCAUUGCCAUUUCCAUGCUUCAAACCUUGGUGAUGGCAGCUCGUGGCCAAGGAGGUCACCACUAUGAUCAGAAACAUUAUGGCCCUGGGAGUCUCAAAAGCUCCCAAUGUCCAUCACAAUGCACGAGGAGAUGCAGCAAGACUCAAUAUCAUAAACCAUGCAUGUUCUUCUGUCAGAAGUGUUGCAGAAAGUGCCUAUGUGUGCCCCCAGGUUAUUAUGGUAACAAGCAAGUCUGCCCCUGCUACAACAACUGGAAGACCAAGGAGGGAGGCCCCAAGUGCCCUUAAACAAAUAGUAAUCAAAGCCAUUGAAGCAACGAUCUUUUUCUGGCUCUAUUAUAUAAACUUAAUGUAUUUCUCUGUAUUGUGGAAAAAGCCACUUCUUCAGGACUGGUUCCUUGAAAUGUAAGCGGCUCAUCUAUCAUAUUAUCAAUGAAAUUUCUUGUUCCGAUA
This is a messenger RNA of Mangifera indica (mango), 611 nucleotides long. Its product is annotated as gibberellin-regulated protein 4. The transcript is spliced from 4 exons. The record is from RefSeq and is a predicted model, not a curated record. The coding region runs from base 126 to 446 and encodes 106 amino acids. NCBI's taxonomy places the organism in Eukaryota, Viridiplantae, Streptophyta, Magnoliopsida, Sapindales, Anacardiaceae.